AUGCGUUUCCUACGCUCACUUCUCUCCUUUGCCGUUCUUGCGACGGCCGUGGCAGCCGCCAAAAAGUCCUCCACUGAGCGGUUCGAUGAAUUCCAUGCCAAACAGAGCUCGACACCGCUCAAGCUGAAGGAAUCGACUUAUAAAACCCUGACCUCUACACCAAGAGACUACAGCGUUGCUGUGCUCCUCACCGCUGCCGAUGCCCGGUUUUCUUGCCAGCUCUGCCGCGAGUUCCAACCUGAAUGGGACUUGCUGGGCAAGAGUUGGGCCAAGGGUGACAAGGCCGGCAACUCGCGGCUGAUUUUUGGCACUCUGGACUUUGUUGAUGGCAGAGAGGUUUUUAUGUCGCUGACGCUAUCAAUGAAGCUUGGCCUUCAAACUGCCCCUGUCCUCCUCUUAUUCCAGCCCACCGUCGGUCCCCAUGCUGCUCAAAAGCCAGAGCCACUGCGAUACGACUUCAGUGCCGGACCCCCGACUGCCGAAAAGGUUCACUCCUGGCUGGCUCGUCAGCUGCCUGACCGACCUCAUCCUGCUGUCAAGCGACCUUUCAACUAUGCGGGUUGGGCGAUCACCAUAACUAUUGUCCUCGGAGUUGUUACUGCAGGUGUCGUGGCUUGGCCGUAUGUCUCUCACAUUCUGCAGAGCCGCAACCUCUGGGCAGCCUUGUCCUUGAUGACUAUUCUCUUGUUCACCAGCGGCCACAUGUUCAACCAUAUCCGAAAAGUUCCCUACGUUACUGGUGACGGACGUGGUGGAGUUAACUACAUCGCGAGCGGUUUCCAGAACCAACUCGGCUUGGAAACACAGGUGGUGGCAGCAAUUUACGGUGUCCUAUCCUUUUGCGCGAUCUCCCUCGCUAUCAAGGUCCCACGAAUUGCUGAAGCCAAGUCUCAACAAGUUGCAGUCAUUGCUUUCGGUGGCGCCCUCUUCCUUGUCAAUAGCUUCCUGUUAAGCGUUUUCCGUGUCAAGAACCCUGGCUAUCCAUUCUCUCUGCCGCCCUUCAUGUGA
Fusarium tjaetaba is the source of this 1008-nucleotide messenger RNA. Its product is annotated as OST3-oligosaccharyltransferase gamma subunit. NCBI's taxonomy places the organism in Eukaryota, Fungi, Ascomycota, Sordariomycetes, Hypocreales, Nectriaceae. The transcript is spliced from 4 exons. Gene Ontology annotation, cellular component: oligosaccharyltransferase complex. The record is from RefSeq and is a predicted model, not a curated record. Bases 1 to 1008 code for a protein of 335 amino acids.